Molecule: messenger RNA, 786 nt
Organism: Bacidia gigantensis
Lineage: Eukaryota; Fungi; Ascomycota; Lecanoromycetes; Lecanorales; Ramalinaceae
Exons: 4
Coding region: 1-786 (261 amino acids)
Molecular function (GO): methyltransferase activity
Source: RefSeq, a predicted model, not a curated record
AUGACUUCGCCAGCACAUAAAGAAAAAGAUGUGUUUAUCGAUAUCGCAGAUGAGAUUGUUGCCACGUCGCAAGACUUGCUCAAAACCAAACAUGGAGCACGAGAAAAGUUAUUGGCGUUGUCAGAGCAAUUAAAAUAUUCAGUAGAGAUCCAACCCACAAGAUUCGUCUGUAUACAGAUCGCCAUUGACCUCAACGUUUUCGGAAUCCUGGCCGAGAACGCAACUACUUCUGUCAGUCUUUCACAAAUUGUGGAACAGACAGGCAAAGAUGCCACGCUUCUAUCUCGAAUACUGAAGCAUCUUGCCGCAACAGGCGUGAUUGCCGAGAACGGCGCAAACCAGUAUUCAGCCACCGCAUUCAGUAGCGCAUUAGUGGAGCCCAAGUACCGCGAUGGUAUACACUUCAACCUCGCCGUCGCAGCGCCCGCAAUCCACAGUAUUCCUCAGUACUUAGCGCAGAUCAACUUCGAGCACCCAAACAACAUUGCAGACGGACCAUUCCAACUUGGGCAUAACACGCAGAAGCCACUCUUCGGCUGGCUUAAAGAGAAUCCGGAGCGAGCGCGACAAUUCAAUAACUACAUGAAUGGAUAUCGGCAGGGCAAAAAGAGCUGGUGUGAUGCGGAUUUUUACCCGGUAGAGACGCGCUUGAACGCCGAGUCCAAUCCAUCGUCGAUCGCAAUCGUGGACGUAGGAGGUGGCUUUGGUCAUGAUCUCGAAGAGCUGAAGUCGAAGCAUCCGACGCUUUCAGGAAAGCUUGUCCUGCAGGAUUUGCCCCCGAUGUGA